AUGGCUACUGAAAAGCAGGUCGCAAUUGGCGUCGAGCGACAAGAUGAGGAUCGUGAUAUCGUUGUGGACUGGAAUGGUGAGGAAGACGAGAGUAAGCCCCUGAACUGGUCAACGACUCGGAAAUGCAUCAACGUAGGACUUGUCAGCGCCCUAACCUUUAUCGCGUCUAUCGCAUCCGCCAUGUGUGCACCUGGAGUUCCGGAUAUGAUGGCCGAAUUCCACAGCGAUAGCAAGGUCCUCUCAUCUUUCAUCGUAUCUAUCUUCGUUCUUGGGUAUGCCAUUGGGCCAAUCUUCUUUGCCCCGUUAUCUGAGCUCUAUGGGAGACUCCCUAUUUACCACAGUUCAAAUAUUCUCUUCACUCUCUUCAGUAUCCUGAGCGCCGUCUCACCAAACUUGCCAGCCCUCAUCAUCUUCCGCUUCCUCUCCGGGGCCUCGGGUGCAGCUCCGCUAGCUAUCGGUGGUGGCACCAUAGCUGAUCUCAUUCGACCUGAGCGUCGUGGCUUGGUGGUGAGCGUUUACUUUGUCGGCCCAAUCCUCGGACCAGCACUGGGACCUGUUGCGGCUGGAUACAUUUCACAGGAUCUAGGCUGGAGAUGGAUAUUCUGGGUUACUGCAAUUCCUUCUGGCGUCUUCACGUUGAUCUGCUUCCUAUAUCUACGAGAGACAUAUCCCCCCAGACUGUUGCAUCAACGUGCAGUAGCUCUGAGGAAAGUCCAUCCAGGAAGCUCUUUCGUGGCCCCGGGUGAAAAGUCGGCGUUGAGUCCAAGUACCCUCCUUCUCAAUGCACUAAUUCGGCCGAUCAAGAUGUUCUUCCUGAGCCCAGUUGUGCUUGUCCUCUCAACCAUACUGGCUUUGGCAUACGGAUACAUGUACAUACUAUUGACAACAUUUACCCCAGUUUUCACUUCCGAGUACGGCUUCUCGCUUGGCACAGUCGGUUUAGUAUACCUUGGAUUAGGCGUGGGCUUCAGCGUAGGAGCAAUAAGCAACGCAAUCUUUAACGACCGUAUGGCGAAUAAACGAACGGCACGUAAUGAUGGACAUCGCCAGCCUGAGUUUCGUCUUCCAAUCAUGGCUAGAACCAUCCUGCUCACGCCAUUGGGACUGUUUUUCUAUGGCUGGACUGCGCAGUACAAGCUGCACUGGAUACUGCCUAUCAUUGGUUCUGCACUUCUUGGCGCUGGGCUGAUCCUGAUCAUGAUGCCGCUGCAUACAUACCUCAUUGAUGCGUUCACCAAGUACGCUGCUUCUGCGAUUGCAGCAUCGACAAUUUUCCGCUGCAUUGUUGGGGCAUUUCUGCCACUCGCGGGCGAGUCAUUGUUCAAUCGCCUGGGACUAGGAUGGGGAAAUAGUCUAUUAGGGUUCAUCUCACUCUUGCUCUGCCCGGUGCCAUGGCUACUCCAAAGAUAUGGCCAGGCGGCUAGAGAGAGAUUUGCUGUCACCUUUUAG
Messenger RNA from Colletotrichum phormii, 1449 nucleotides. Its product is annotated as major facilitator superfamily domain-containing protein. The transcript is spliced from 6 exons. Gene Ontology annotation, molecular function: transmembrane transporter activity. Gene Ontology annotation, biological process: transmembrane transport. Bases 1 to 1449 code for a protein of 482 amino acids. NCBI's taxonomy places the organism in Eukaryota, Fungi, Ascomycota, Sordariomycetes, Glomerellales, Glomerellaceae. Gene Ontology annotation, cellular component: plasma membrane. The record is from RefSeq and is a predicted model, not a curated record.